AUGAUGCUGCUCUCUCCUUGUACCCAAGCUCUGAAUUUUUUUGUGGCUGAAAUCUCUCCAGUUUAUAGCAUCCGAGAUCUUCCAAUUUUGAAACUCCUCCUUGUCUGUGACUUGAGAGGCUUGGAUAUUCUCAGAGCCUCAAAGGGAUGCACUGGUGUUGUUUCUAAUGUAGAACUUAUUACUAAUGAGUCCCCUGGUUCCUCCAUAAUGGAAUUCUGGAAACAUGCUGAUUGUGAUGAUCUUCAAGUGGUUUCUUACGUGUUGGGCAAAAAGAUCAUCAUCACUGAGAGAUCUAUUGCUCUGCUUCUGGGUGCAGAAACCAUCAAUGGCUUCAGGUUUCAGACAAGCGAACCCAAGACAAAGGGAACCAAAGACAAAAUCAACAAGGUGAUGUACUCUACCUGGAAACCAGGUAAAGGUGAUCGCAAGACAAAGGAUCUUCAUCCUGAUUUGAGAAUUUGGCACAAGAUUAUACUGAAGUGUUUCAAUCCCAGACCAAAGGGAAGUUCUCCAGACUAUAUCAACUUUAAUCAGAAGGUGAUGCUGUACUUCAUUAAGGCUCACAAGCCUACAAUCAAGUACAUUCCUUUUGGAAGGCUACUAUCUGAUAUCUUCAUUGAGAGCAAGUUGAUAGAAGCUUUGACCAAAGCAGGAUGCUCUGAAGAUCUCUCAACUACUGUUGGAGAUGCCUUAGCUCCUACAUCAAUGGAGAAGAUGGGUCUGAUAGAUAUGAAAGUUGAAGCUGAAUAUGCUGCCACAACAGAUGAAGACGCUCCUGAUUUUGAAUCACCCAAGAAGAAUAAGACCAAGAGGAAGCAAGAGGAUACUGAUGAAACAAAGGAUGACUCUGAUGGUGAUGAUGAUGAGCAACCACCUCAGAAGACGAAAAAGAAGGUCAGAAUUGCUACAAAAGUUAUUCAGCUGGAACCUACUCGAGCAGCAAUUACUUCUAGAGUUACCAGAUCUUCAGUCAGGAAUUCAAGUAAGUUCACUGUUCUUACUGAUGAAGAUGACUCUGAUGUUGUUGUUGCUGUGUCUAACCUCACUCCAACCUUAGCUUUACCUUCUCCUACUCCUGAAUCCACACCUGCUUUUGAAACACAAACCUCUGAAAAGCCAGACUCUGAACCAAAAUCACCUUAUCACUCUGAUCGAGAAACUCUCUCUCCCGCUCCAUCUGUUUCUUUUCCUACCAAUACUCAAAUUUCCUCACCAUCCAACAAAUCUGAAUCCAAUCGCCAAUUCGUUCGAAUUGCAAGUGAAAGGAUCUCAGAGAUUCCUGAACAUUUCAUCACAGUUCCAAGUCCAAACCGCUAUCCUGGACCUAGACCAGAACCUCUGGUUGCUGAAGACUGGAGUCGUCUGUGCAAUUGGAUGCACAACCAGAUUGAUGAGAUGAUGUUACUCGACAAUGAAGAAAGAGAGGCCAGAAUUAAUGCUGCUAGACAGAGAUUUGAAGCCAGAACCAGGAGAAGACAAGCUCUACAUGAAAGACGCUUAAGGGAAAAGCUCUACACUAAAAUAGAAGAAACAAGAAAGAAGAAAGAGGAAGCAGAAGUUGUUGCAAGGCUUGAAGCAGCUCUACGUGAGUCUGCUAGGCUUGAUGCUCUGGAACAAGCUGCAAGACUAAAGGCUGAGGCUGCAGCCCUUAAAGCUCAAGUGCUCGCUCCUGUUCAAGUUACAAACAUCACCUCAUCCUCUGCACAAGCUCCUCACUCUGAUCAAGCUGCUCCGUCUGCUCCGGUUCAGUCAGACUCCAAACUUGACCUCAUUGAAAGAAGACUUGAUUCUCAAUAA
Molecule: messenger RNA, 1797 nt
Organism: Lotus japonicus
Lineage: Eukaryota; Viridiplantae; Streptophyta; Magnoliopsida; Fabales; Fabaceae
Exons: 4
Coding region: 1-1797 (598 amino acids)
Source: RefSeq, a predicted model, not a curated record